Molecule: messenger RNA, 1229 nt
Organism: Chelmon rostratus (copperband butterflyfish)
Lineage: Eukaryota; Metazoa; Chordata; Actinopteri; Chaetodontiformes; Chaetodontidae
Exons: 2
Coding region: 28-960 (310 amino acids)
Source: RefSeq, a predicted model, not a curated record
CACAUCCAAGCCCGGUCGUGGUCCAGGAUGGAUCCGGGAUGGGUCUUCUUGGUGCUACUUUUUUUUGUUCCCGCGAGCGUGUCUGCAUCGCAAGUCUACGUGAACGUCGGAGACUCCGCGGAGUUGACGGCGGAUAGAAAGUGCGCAGACGGCGAGGAGUUUAGGGUGACGACCCGGGACAACUCUCUGACCGUGGCGAGACAUGUUGAGGGUGUUUUUACGCCGGGGGGAGUUUAUGCAGACCGGAUUGAACUCGGCCCGGCGUCCUCUGUCAUCAUCCACCGCGUGAACUACAACGACCGCGGCGUGUUUGAUUUCUUCUGCGGCGCGGAACACGUCUCCCUCACCGAUCUGGUGGUGGUCGCACCUGCGCGCGUGUCUGUGCUCGAGGGAGAAGCGGCUGUUCUCCCGUGCUACGCCGUCAUCAAGGACGUUCACGUGAAGGCGAGAUGGGAGAAGGACGGGGAGCUCGUGUCAGAGCUGGACCGGUCCGGUCCGGUCUCACACGGAGCUGGAUUUGAGGGAAGAGCAUCCCCGCCGCUCGACUGGUACUCGACGGGGGACAUGUCGCUGACCCUGGAGAGGGUCGGGCCGGGGGACAUGGGUCAUUUCACCUGCUACAUCUUUGAUAAAAACGGACAGAAAGAUAGGGGGAACCCCGAAGCCGUGACGUUGAGGGUCGACAAGAGAAACCCGAUCACCCGGCCACCGCCGCCUCCGACAGAGGAAGCCCCGGCAGAAAACAUCGGACCCCUCUUCAUCACCAGCAUCACAUUAAAUGUGCUGUUUGUGCCUGCUGCUAUUGUUUUUUUUGUUUUAUGGCUGAAAACCUGCAAAUCGCGUGCUGGUAGACCGCAGCCAUCUGCCACACGUGAGACAGGUGGUACAGAUGGGACAGAUGUGGAGCUUGGACUUGUCACUGGCAGUGUCCGCACUGGUUCUCAAGUUAGUGGGGCUUAACCCGAACUGUUCACUCGAAAUGGGUGCUUUAAAUUAUGACCACUACUGAAACAUGUGAACACCAUCUAUGCAGACCUGGCAACCCUGACUUCUCCCGGGACCCCUCUCUCUCCCAGAUGUCCUGUGUGUCUUCCGCAUUUUUAACCUUUCUAGAAGAAGAACUGGUGCUUUUUAAAAAAUGAACCACCUGAAGGCACAGAGACACGUUCCACUACCAGUUGCUGUAUUUAUACUGAUAUCUUUUAUAUCACCUGUAAAUAAACUCUUUA